AUGCUCUUCGAGAUAUCAAAUCACGGCCUCAUCCAUCUUUCUCGCUUGCGGCCGGAGGUCCCGCCGCCGAAAUGGCCGCCGCCGCCGCCGCCUUCCCCCUCUCCUCGCCGCUAUUCGCCGCCGCCUCUACCCACCAGCCUUUCCCUUUCCCGGCCCCUCCGAAUCCACCCACAACCCACCGGCGGCGCACCCGCUUCGACGCCGCGGCCGCCUCCAGGUGGCUGAAUCGCAGCAGGAACCCACCCGACAGUGCCGCAAAUAACUCCAUAUGGGUCAGCCCGACCGCCUCGGCCCGCCCCGGCCAGACGCUCCGUCGAUUCGUCCAGCUCGGGGACCUCGACGCGGCGCUCCGCCUCCUCGCCUCCAUGCCCUCCUCGGAGCCGCCGCCCGUCAUCGCCUGCAACAUCCUCAUCAAGAAGCUCUGCGCAGAGCGGCGCCUCGCCGACGCGGAGCGCGUGCUCGACGCGCUCAAGGCGUCUGGCGCGGCGGACGCGGUCUCCCACAACACCCUCGUCGCCGGGUACUGCCGCGAGGGCCGGCUAGCGGACGCGGAGCGCGUGCUCGAGGCGGCCAAGGCCUCGGGCGCCGCCAAUGUCGUCACCUACACCGCGCUCAUCAACGGGUACUGCCGCUCCGGCAGGCUCGCCGACGCCCUCGACCUCAUCGCGUCCAUGCCCGUGGCGCCCGAUACCUACACCUACAACACCGUCUUGAAGGGCCUCUGUGGCGCUAAGCAGUGGGAGGACGCCGACGAGCUCAUGGAGGAGAUGAUCAGGAACAAUUGCCAUCCCAACGAAGUCACAUUCGCUACCCAGAUCCGCUCCUUCUGCCAAAAUGGGUUGCUCGACCGCGCCGUGCAGCUUCUCGACCGAAUGCCCAGGUACGGGUGCACGCCUGACGUUGUCAUCUAUAGCACACUAGUGAACGGGUUUUCGGAGCAAGGGCGAGUGGACGACGCCGUCGAGCUAGUAAAGACCAUGUUAUGCAGGCCCAACACCGUCUGCUACAAUGCAGCAAUGAAGGGUCUAUGCAUUGCUGAACGAUGGGAGGAUGUCGGGGACCUCAUCGUCGAGAUGGUUAGGAAAGAUUGCCUGCCGAAUGAAGCCACAUUUAGCAUGCUAACCAAUUGCUUGUGCCAAAACGGGCUGGUUGAUUGUGCGGUGGAAGUUCUCCAGCAAAUGCACAAGUAUGGAUGCAGACCUGAUGCUGUCAUUUACAACACGUUGAUCUACUGCUACUCAGAACAAGGGCGCGUGGAUGAUGCGCUCAAGUUGCUAAACAGCAUGCCGUGCAAUCCUGAUACCAUUAGCUUUAACGCCGCUUUGAAGGGCUUUUGUAGAGCUGAGCGAUGGUACGAUGUUGAGGAGCUCAUAGCUCGGAUGCUUAGGGAGAACUGCCCUCUGAUUGAAAUGACCUUUAAUAUAAUCAUUGAUUCGUUGUGCCAGAAUGGUCAGGUAAACUACGCAAUUGAUUUGUUUGAGCAGAUGCCAAACUACGGAUGUACACCUGAUGUUGUCACAUACAGUAGCCUUAUUAAUGGAUUUUCUGAACAUGGGCUUGUGGAAUCGGCCAUUGAGUUGUUUCAAAGCAUGCCAUGUAAACCUGACAUCUUUGGCUAUAAUGCCGUGCUCAAGGGUUUGUGUGGAGCUGCGCGCUGGGAGGAUGCUGGGGAGCUUAUAUCUAACAUGGCUACAAAGGAUUGCCCCCCAAAUGAAGUCACAUUCAAUAUUCUAGUGAAUUCCUUGUGCCGGAAAGGGCUUGUUGAUCGUGCAAUUGAGGUUUUUGAGCAAAUGCCAAAGUACGGAAGUACACCAGACAUUUUCACAUACAAUGCCCUUAUCAAUGGAUUUUCGGAACAAGGCCGCCUGGAUGAUGCCCUCGAGUUAUUAAGCACAAUGUCAUGCAAGCCUGAUACCAUUUCCUAUAACUCUACAUUGAAGGGUUUGUGUAAAGCUCAGCGAUGGAGGGAAGCAGAGGAGAUUGUAGCUGAAAUGCUUAGAAACAAGUGUCCUCCAAAUGAAGUGACAUUCAAGUAUGCUAAUCAAUUAUUUAUACCAAACAGGAUAACUUGAGUGCCACAUUAUGAAUUUAUGCUUUGCCAUCUACACUGGCCCUCUCAAUGGCGCUAUUGUAUGCAACAGUCUGAAGGAUGCCCGAGUUAUGAAUCAGUAUGGUUGUGCAGUCCUGACACAGCUUACUAAGGGUGCGUCCAUAAGAGGAUUAGUGUAGAAAUGAGCAAGAGGACAAUGCCAGAGUUUAUGGUUGAGACCAGCUCUGAGUAGGUGAACCAAAAGUGGUGACACUCGGUAUUCUGAUAGGGGUUGGUUGAGUUUGUAAUCAAAAUCCCUUAGGAAAUGAAUGGACAAGAUUGUGUAAAUGCCCACAGGAUGGAGCUUUAUAUUCAAGGGUUUGUUUAACUCUGAGAGGUGAUCAGAAGAUGUGCAUAAUCUUGCACCCGAGAUAGCUUGAAGAGAUUGUAAAGGUAAAACUAUUUUCUUGAGCAAAUGUUCAAACCACUAAAGGAAUUCCACAAAAUAUUAUGCAUGAUGUUACUGAGUACUAAGCAGCCAACUUUCUAUAUUGUUGACCACCAAUAGCCAUGUUCUUUUUCGAAAAUAGGGAGACGCCAUAUUUUGUAUACACAUUAAUUGUAAUAUAAUAUGGUUUGUAUACAAGCCAAAAGGGAAGUAGAAUCUAGAAAUCCAAACAGAACCAAGAAAAAAACUGAAUGAUGGAGGGAAGCAGAGGAGAUUGUAGCUGAAAUGCUUAGAAACAAGUGCCCUCCAAAUGAAGUGACAUUCAAGUAUGCUAAUCAAUUAUUUGUACCAAACAGGAUAACUUAAGUGCACCAUGUAUUUUCUUGGAUUAUGAAUUUAUGCUUUGCCAUCUACACUGGUCCUGUCAAUCGCGCUUUUGUAAGCAACAGCCUGAAGGAUGCACUGAGUGAUGAAUCAGUUAUCAGUAUGGUUGUGCAGGCCUGACAGAGUCUACUGAUAUCCUUCAUCAAAGGAUUAGUGUAGAAAUGAGCACGAGCAAAAUACAGAGUUUCUGGUUGAGACCAGCGCUGAGAAGGUCAACCAAAUCAGCGCAUGGACAAGAUUGUGUAAAUGCCCACAAUAUGGAGCUUUAUAUUCAAGGGGUUGCUUAACAGUGAGUGAUGAUGAGGUGAUGUGGAUAAUCUUGCAUCUGAGAUAGCUUGAAAGGAUUGUAAAGGUAAAACCAUUUUUUCUGCCAAUGUCAAAUGACAAAAGGACUCCACAGAUCAUUCGGUAUGAUGUUACUGACUACUAACUAAGUAGCCAAUUUUCUAUUACCAAUAGCCAUGUUCUUUGAGGAAAAUAGGUAGGAGGGAUGCCAUAUUAUGCAUACACAUUAAUUAUAAUAAAAUAUGGUUGCAUACACCAAAAGGAUCGAAAAAGAUAGAGAGAAUACUUGGCAUUGUGAAAGAUGGUCUUAUUAUGAUGACUCCAAAUUGGUGGCAACUUCGACGCCAUGUUCAGUCGGUGGGUUUAACUUGUAUAGCUGGAGCACAAUAGCCGGACCUUCGAGGGGUUGCUUCCUGAUCUAGAUAAUAUCAUUGAAAUGGACAAGGAGCUGGAACUACAGUGGCGUGUGGCACUUUGGCUAGCGUGAAAAUGUUGUUUGAGCCUCCAUGAAUAGUUGGGUUGAGAGUUGUGUUGUUGGAGUGCUGGUGGGUGUGAUCUUGUAGCCACUUAAUGGCAGACACUUGUAAUUGCUGGACACAUCUCCAAGGUUUUUAUUUUCUCUUUCCUUCA
This is a messenger RNA of Lolium perenne, 3776 nucleotides long. RefSeq lists its product as uncharacterized. The record is from RefSeq and is a predicted model, not a curated record. Gene Ontology annotation, molecular function: protein binding. Lineage: Eukaryota; Viridiplantae; Streptophyta; Magnoliopsida; Poales; Poaceae.